Messenger RNA from Haliotis rubra (blacklip abalone), 3112 nucleotides. Its product is annotated as neuronal acetylcholine receptor subunit alpha-6-like. Gene Ontology annotation, biological process: monoatomic ion transmembrane transport; chemical synaptic transmission; signal transduction. The transcript is spliced from 7 exons. The coding region runs from base 159 to 1562 and encodes 467 amino acids. Lineage: Eukaryota; Metazoa; Mollusca; Gastropoda; Lepetellida; Haliotidae. Gene Ontology annotation, molecular function: neurotransmitter receptor activity; extracellular ligand-gated monoatomic ion channel activity; transmembrane signaling receptor activity. Gene Ontology annotation, cellular component: neuron projection; synapse; membrane. The record is from RefSeq and is a predicted model, not a curated record.
AUAAAUACGUCGAACUGCCAUCGAUGCCGAUAGAAACGUUGUCAUUCAGCAUCAACGUUAAGGCGACAACAUCGUGACUGCUGCAACAGUUCCUGGACAGAUUCAUCCUUCUACAGCGAUAUUUUGAGCAUCCACCCAGUUUCUGCCAAGUCAGAAGGAUGGGAAACUUUCCACUUUGCCUUCUUUUCUUCAUCCUCAUUGCCAUGGCAUCCGUGGCAGCUGAAACCUACUUAGAAAAAUACGGGAAACUGAGGGAAGAAUUAAUCAAUCCGUUAAAAUACAACUACAAAGUGAGACCUGAAAAUGAGACCUUCAUCAACAUUACUCUGGAUUUUAGAACUCUGGACAAAUUGGACAUAGCAUCCCAGUCUUUAAGUACCACGUUUCUACUUUAUAUGUCAUGGAUCGAUGAGCGACUCACUUGGCCAUCAACAACUGACAUCGAAUACAUGAUAUACAGCAUCAAUGAGAUAUGGACACCUAAUCUUGUUAUCACAAAUUAUAUGGACAAUGUUGGGCUGUUGGGGAUAAUUGAAGACGGUCCUGUUCCCCUCAGGGUGUCUAAUGAGGGUCACGUGGUGUGGGCUCUCCGUGAAGCCGCCACGACUACGUGUGAGGUCAACGUCACGUUUUACCCGUACGACCAUCAAACAUGUAACAUAGAAAUCAUGGAGUGGGCGCACCCCAUAAGUGAGGUGGAUCUCCUACCGUUGGGCAUUCAUAAACAUUCUUAUCUGGAAGAUGGCGAGUGGUCGUUUGAGAGCUCUUCUCAACAUAUCGAGGAAGAGAUAGGUUCACACAAUCAGACUUAUAGAAGGAUCAAGUAUACUUUCAAAUUCCGCAGGUACCCUGAUUGGUAUAUUCCGUUGAUGAUGGUACCACUGUGUGUUCUGUCGCUCCUGAUGCCAGGUAUAUUCUUAGUGCCGGAGCAUUCCGGAGAGAAGAUGGCCUACGGUCUGACUGUGAUGCUGUCAUUUACAGUCAUCAGCUCAUAUCUUUUUGAAAAGCUCCCAACUGUUUCAACCCAAAUCUGCUUGGUGGGUGUAUACAUUGCUACAUCGAUGACGUAUGGUGCAGCUAUGAUUGUUGGUUCAUUGGCGUUGCUUUCCUGCGGCGACACCAAGGAAAAGAAGGAAAACAAGGAAAGUGAGGAAAACAAGGAAAGUGAGGAAAACAAGGAAAACAAGGAAAGUGAGGAAAACAAGGAAGAUGUGAAGUGUAUCAAGAUGUUAGCUGGUACUUACUCCCUUUCGGUACAGAUAAUUAUGGUUUGCACGUUAGUGGGGCUUUUGGGUUGUAAUACAAGUAACAGCCUUGCUAUAUUGAUUAGUGUUCCAUUACUCCUUGGCUUGGUGAUCACUAUAAUAAUACCAUGGAGAUGCUUAUGCCUGUGUUUGAAAGCUGUAAUAUCAGGCAGAUGUAAUAUAUACAAUAAGUACCUGCGUUGGAAAGCUUAUUGGUACGGAAACUCCACAAACCCCACAGAGAAGGAGAUGUCUGAUCGUACCCAUUUAGUCUCUUCGAGAACUGACAGACCCUCGUAUUCGGCUGAGAGAAGUUAGUGAUUUUACCCAGGUUAUUGUUUAGGUACUAACAUUAGUUUCAAGCAGAAGACGAUUUCUUUUAACUGCUCUAAUAAUGUUGGAAAUUUGCAAUGAAGUUUUCUAAAUUUGAGGAAAUAACCUUUUCAUUGCAGUGAACAAAACACAUGUUAUGGCAUCUAAUUGUUAAACAUCGUUAAGAUAAAGCUCGUUGCUUCAAUAUUGCAAGCGUACAUUAAACUGAAAAGGACAUGUGGCAUAAAACACGGUUAUACACAUUAACAUCCCCAAACGCCAAGUGGAUACAUUCUUUUGUAGCUAAAAUUAGUUCAACAUUGACAAAGCAACAUAUUCACACGUGUCCGAAUAUGGAGCUACCAGCGAGUAUUAUGAAAAUGUUAAUGAAAAUGUUUCGUCAUAAAAAAGAAUAUCUCAUUUAAUAUGUUAGUUUGACAAAACGCCACUGUGUUUAACUUGCAUGUCCAGCAUAUAGUCAUGCGCUUCCAUCAAUACUCUCGUAGAUUUCAUGAAUACAAAUUUCUCGAGUCUAAUUUGUAUGUGAUUAUUUUCAAAUAUAUGAUAAAGUGUUUUAGGGAUCCUAAUUGUUUGUUUGGUUUGGUUUUUUGUUUGUUAUUUGGGGUAUUUUUAUGUUAUUUUGUCAUAUUCUAAAACCCGGAAAUGCAUUAUCAGUAAUAAUUACAUGGGAUAUUGGAACGAUUAUACGGAUGCAUCAUGUGUAUCAGGUGACAGUCGUUUGCAAAUGUACAUUCGAAUUCACGCAGUUCACUUGCUGUCUCGAAAGUGGCUAGUAAUCGAAAAUUUUAAGUAAAGACCACACUGCAGUUCGAUGCCAGUCUUUGAAAGAACGUUAUCGCGAAAUUAGUUCCAGUUUACGCUGUGGCACGAGGUGCCCAGUCCUUCAAGGCGAUUCGACCCUGAUUCACUCUCUAGAGUUUCGUCCUGUCCCCUGAGCAUGGCCUAAACCUAUGAUCAGGGAUUCAAUCUCAUUGUUAAUUAAAACUAUUUAUUGAAACAGGAAAGGGAAAAUGUUUUGGCAUCCAUAUUACAUUUCCAAAUGUUUAUUUCUGAAUAUGAGUUUAUAGCUUACAGUGAAUUAAAUAGGGUUUCCUUCACUUUCAGCAGAUUUCCUCAAAUUACAUUGGCAUACAUAGUUUCAGGCAUGAAAUCGUAAAUGAAUGAAUCUUUAAUUAAUGUUUAAUGCAUAAUCUAAUCAUAUAAAUGAAUAUUGAACAUCCGUGCAAAAGGAUAACCCGUCUUGACUAUCCUCAGUAUCAGAUUCUAAAAUGUCAUCCAUCAAUCCAUCCACACAGCAUGGUGUGUGCAUAAUUCUUCGAUUUCUCAAGAUAAAUAUAUAAUUUAUCUUUCGAACAUAUAGCGUCCAAACAAAUUGUAAGUGGAUUAAUGAUUUACCAGAUCUAAAAGUUUCAAUAUGUGACAUGUAUAUAUUUAUUCAGAGUUUUCGACAUUAGUUCUUACCAAUUGUGGAAUAUUUGCAUUUCUAUUCUUGUCAUUAUGAAACUAUGAUGAAUAAAAUCGGAUAUUGAUAAGUU